This is a messenger RNA of Castor canadensis (American beaver), 4248 nucleotides long. RefSeq names its product membrane associated guanylate kinase, WW and PDZ domain containing 1 (gene Magi1). Gene Ontology annotation, molecular function: protein binding. The record is from RefSeq and is a predicted model, not a curated record. Gene Ontology annotation, biological process: signal transduction. Gene Ontology annotation, cellular component: cytoplasm; cell-cell junction. NCBI's taxonomy places the organism in Eukaryota, Metazoa, Chordata, Mammalia, Rodentia, Castoridae.
AAGGCUCAACAAGGACCUGCGACACUUUCUCAGUCAGCGCUUCCAGAAGGGGUCUGCAGAUCAUGAGCUCCAGCAGAUCAUAAGGGACAAUCUGUACCGCCACGCUGUGCCUUGCACAACCCGAAAUCCAAGAGAAGGAGAGGUGCCUGGCGUGGAUUACAACUUUCUGACUGUGAAGGAGUUCCUGGACCUCGAGCAAAGCGGGAAUCUUCUAGAAGUUGGCACCUAUGAAGGAAACUAUUAUGGGACACCCAAACCUCCCAGCCAGCCAGUCAGUGGGAAAGUGAUCACAACGGAUGCCUUGCAAAGCCUUCAGUCUGGCUCCAAACAGUCGACCCCGAAGCGAACCAAGUCCUAUAAUGAUAUGCAAAAUGCUGUCAUAGUCCAUGCAGACAAUGAGGAGGAGGAUGACGUUCCUGAAAUGAACAGUAGCUUUACAGCCGAUUCUGGUGACCAGGACGAGCACACUCUCCAAGAAGCCACACUCCCACCUGUGAAUAGUACUAUCAUCGCCGCUCCCAUCACGGACCCUUCUCAGAAGUUCCCUCAGUACCUACCUCUUUCUGCAGAGGAUAAUUUAGGUCCUCUACCUGAAAACUGGGAGAUGGCCUAUACCGAAAAUGGAGAAGUCUAUUUUAUAGACCAUAACACAAAAACAACAUCUUGGUUAGACCCUCGGUGCCUGAACAAGCAGCAGAAGCCUCUGGAAGAAUGUGAAGAUGAUGAAGGGGUACACACCGAGGAGCUGGACAGUGAACUAGAACUGCCUGCUGGUUGGGAAAAGAUCGAAGACCCUGUCUAUGGUGUCUACUAUGUAGACCACAUCAACAGGAAGACACAGUACGAGAACCCAGUUCUAGAAGCCAAAAGGAAGAAGCAGUUAGAACAGCAGCAGCAGCAGCAGCAGCCGCCACCGCCAGAAGAAUGGACAGACGAUCCCUCAUCCCUUGUGCCUCCAGCUGUUCCUUCCCAUCCCCCAAGCAAUCCAGAGCCAGCCAGGGAAGCUCCACUUCAGGGCAAACCCUUUUUUACACGAAACCCUUCUGAGUUGAAAGGCAAGUUCAUCCACACAAAGCUGCGGAAAAGCAGUCGUGGCUUUGGCUUCACGGUUGUUGGAGGAGAUGAACCUGAUGAGUUCCUCCAGAUCAAGAGCCUGGUCCUAGAUGGUCCUGCCGCACUAGACGGCAAGAUGGAGACAGGGGAUGUAAUUGUCAGCGUGAACGACACCUGCGUUUUGGGACACACACAUGCACAAGUUGUGAAAAUCUUCCAGUCCAUUCCCAUUGGUGCCAGCGUGGACCUUGAACUCUGUCGAGGUUAUCCAUUGCCUUUUGACCCUGAUGACCCCAAUACAAGUUUAGUGACCUCAGUGGCCAUUUUGGACAAAGAACCAAUUAUUGUGAAUGGACAAGAGACCUAUGAUUCUCCAGCAAGCCACAGUAGUAAAACAGGCAAAGUCAACAGCGUGAAGGAUGCCAGGCCGAGCAGCCCUGCUGACGUGGCUUCUAACAGUUCCCAUGGUUACCCCAAUGACACCGUGUCUUUAGCUUCUUCCAUAGCCACUCAGCCAGAACUCAUCACUGUCCACAUAGUCAAAGGGCCAAUGGGCUUUGGUUUUACUAUAGCGGACAGUCCUGGUGGAGGUGGCCAGAGAGUGAAGCAGAUCGUUGACAGUCCAAGGUGCCGCGGGCUAAAAGAAGGGGAUCUUAUAGUGGAAGUGAAUAAAAAGAACGUGCAGGCGCUCACACACAACCAAGUCGUGGAUAUGCUGAUUGAAUGCCCAAAGGGAAGUGAGGUCACACUGUUGGUGCAGCGAGGAGGGUUGCCAGUUCCCAAGAAGAGCCCAAAGUCGCAACCACUGGAAAGGAAAGACAGCCAGAAUAGUUCCCAGCACAGUGUUUCCAGCCACCGGAGCCUGCACACGGCAUCACCAAGCCACGGCACUCAGGUGCUCCCAGAAUACCCACCUGCAGAGGCCGCCACUCCAGAUCAGACUGACAGUGCUGCACAGAAAAAGCCAGAUCCUUUUAAAAUCUGGGCCCAAUCCAGGAGCAUGUAUGAAAACCGACCUAUGUCACCUUCGCCUGCCUCGGGAUUGAGCAAGGGUGAAAGAGAAAGAGAAAUCAGUUCUACAAAUUUUGGAGAAUGUCAGAUUCCAGAUUACCAGGAACAAGACAUCUUCCUCUGGAGAAAAGAGACCGGAUUUGGAUUUAGGAUUCUGGGUGGAAAUGAGCCAGGGGAACCUAUUUAUAUUGGUCACAUUGUACCACUGGGUGCUGCUGAUACGGAUGGCCGCCUGAGGUCUGGUGAUGAAUUAAUCUGUGUAGACGGGACACCAGUAAUUGGAAAAUCACACCAACUUGUGGUCCAGCUUAUGCAACAAGCUGCCAAGCAAGGCCACGUCAAUCUCACAGUGCGGCGUAAAGUGGUGUUUGCUGUGCCCAAGACAGAGAACGAGGUGCCCUCUCCUGCCUCAUCACACCACAGCAGCACCCAGCCAGCCUCACUGACAGAAGAGAAGCGCACACCGCAGGGUAGCCAGAACUCGCUGAACACGGUGAGCUCAGGCAGUGGCAGCACAAGUGGCAUCGGGAGUGGUGGUGGCGGUGGCAGCGGCGUGGUGAGCACCGUGGUGCAGCCCUAUGAUGUGGAGAUCCGGCGUGGGGAGAAUGAGGGCUUCGGCUUUGUCAUUGUGUCCUCAGUGAGCAGGCCUGAAGCAGGCACGACUUUCGGUCGGAUUAUUGAGGGGAGCCCUGCUGACCGCUGUGGCAAGCUGAAAGUAGGAGACCGGAUCUUGGCAGUAAAUGGAUGUUCCAUCACCAACAAAUCCCAUUCAGACAUUGUCAACUUAAUCAAGGAAGCAGGAAAUACAGUUACCCUCCGCAUCAUUCCUGGGGAUGAGUCCUCGAAUGCCACCUUGCUGACCAAUGCUGAGAAGAUUGCCACCAUCACCACCACACAUGCCCCUUCUCAGCCGGGGGCCCAGGAGACAAGGAACACCUCCAAACCAAAGCCGGAAUCUCAGUUCGAGUUCAAAGCACCCCAGGCUACACAGGAACAAGAUUUUUACACUGUGGAACUGGAAAGAGGAGCCAAGGGAUUUGGCUUUAGUCUUCGAGGGGGUCGAGAGUAUAACAUGGACCUCUAUGUUCUGCGCUUAGCAGAGGAUGGUCCUGCGGAAAGGUGUGGAAAGAUGAGGAUUGGUGAUGAAAUUCUGGAGAUUAAUGGUGAGACCACAAAAAACAUGAAGCAUUCUCGGGCCAUAGAACUGAUUAAGAAUGGUGGCCGCAGAGUUCGUCUGUUUCUGAGGCGGGGAGACGGCUCGGUCCCAGAAUAUGACCCCAGCAGCGACCGGAACGGCCCCUCCACCGGUGCACAAGGUGUUCCGGAAGUGAGGCCCGGGCCGCCCGACCGCCGGCCGCAUCCAUCAUUGGAGUCCAGUUACCCACCCGAUCGUCACAAAUCAUCACCACAUGGGGAAAAGCGGGCACAUGCGAAGGACGCAAAAGGCAGCAGAGAGUACAGCAGACAACCCAAUGAACACCACACCUGGAAUGGAACUUCUAGAAAAGCCGACAGCGGGGCAUACCGACCCAAGGACCGGGCACCCGAGGGGGGACGGAGAGAUGCGCAGCAGCCCGAGCGCCUGGAGACCAAUGGCCCCAAGAGGAGGUCCCCGGAGAAGCGCCGGGAAGGCACCCGGAGCGCUGACAAUACUUUGGAGAGGAGGGAGAAGCAUGAGAAGAGAAGGGAGCCGUCUCCCGAGAGGAGGCGGGAACGGUCGCCCGGCCGGCGGCGCAGGUCCCUGGAGAGACUCCUGGAGCAGAGACGGUCCCCAGAGCGCAGGCGCGGGGCCUCCCCGGAGAGGAGAGCCAAGUCCAGCGACCGCAGGCGCGCCAGGUCCCCCGAGCGCCGGCGAGAGCGCUCCCUGGACCGAAGGAACCGGGAGGACCGAGCCGGCCACCACCGAGAGAGGGAAGAGGCCGGUGUGAAACAGGAGGCCGGCAGAAGUUCCAGAAAUGCCCCUGAGCAGAGAAGGCGGCCUUACAAAGAAUGUAGCACCGACCUCAGCAUCUGAGACGCCAACCUUUACCGUGUCAAAGGUUCUAAGAGGAAGGUCACAAACCUGAAAUCAUUUAGUUUCUUACCUAAUGAAGCAUCUGACACCUGAUGAUCCUCUGAAGAGCAACGAACAUUUUGUGCGUUUGAAAUCUUAUCAGAAAAAAAAUAUAUAUAUGAAAAGUGUUG